ACUUGUGCUGUUGUGCUUCGAUAGUUGUGUAUGUGUAGGUAACUAGGGUUAGAAUUUUGUUGGUACAGGAGUUUAAAUUAUAAUUAUUAAUAUUAUUAAUUAUUUGUGAAUGUUCAAUCUAGAAUAAUAUUUUGUGGUCACGUUGUGUUGGUACUUGUUAUAGUGUAGUUUACAAAAAUGAGGAAAAGUUCUUGUAAUUCACUAAAAUUUGACGACACCGUACAUUGUACAUUUUUUUCAAGCAAUGCUUUGAAUGAAAAUGAGUGGAAAGAGCUAAGCAAUUCAAUAAAUAACACUAUAGCCUCACUAUCUACAGAUUAUAUUUGGAAUAGAGACGAAUUCAAAGUAUACCUUCCUGUUUUUAGCAGCUGUACCAAUGAAACUCCAAUGCAUUUACUAAGUAUAACAUGUUUUGGUGAUAAUAUAGAAGAUGAAUGGUUUAUAAUUUAUCUUGUGCUACAGAUAUCUAAAAUGCAUGAGGAUUUACUCAUCCAUGUUGAAGAUAAUGAUGGAUAUUUUUUAUUGAUUGAAGCUGCAAAUCACCUACCAAGCUGGUUAAAUCCUGAAAGUGCUGAGAAUCGGGUAUUUAUUUAUCAAAAUAAUGUUCAUAUUAUUCCACCUGAUGUCAGCGACUUGGAGAAACAAUUAAGCAUAAGUGAUGCCAUACAAUUCAUAUUUCGUAAUCCUGAAACUACUAAAGCUGAUAUAUUAAUACAAGACUCAAUUUGGAAUAGAGUUAAAGAAUACCCUGAAAAAAUUCAUAAUAAUUUGCAUAAAGCUAUUGUAAGAGUACCUGUAGAUUUAGCAGCUAUUCUAACAUUGAAACCCUAUUUAAUAUCACCAAUAGUGAAUGCAUAUUGCAAUCAUGAUAUUUUAGAAGAAAAGCUCUUUCGUAAUGUGCCAUUUAAUGAUUGUGUUCAAGUUCAGAUAAUAUUUACGAAAUAUUUAUAUGCAAUGCUUUUGAAUUCAAAACCAGUUAAGAGUUUCAAAUUAUUUAAAAGCAUUGAUACAAACGAUAAGAAAAAUCAAUUAGGAUUAAAAUUAACAUGUGGGUUUAAAAUAAUUGAGAAUCAGUCAACUAAAGACAUAUUUUCAUCAUCAGAAUAUUUAAAGUUUUUAAGUAGCCUUACUAAGAAUGGGUAUUUCAAAGAUAACAUUGAAGGUUCUAAGGACUAUAUGCAAUUAUUGGAAAAAGCUAAAUCCUAUUUUAGUAACAUAGAGUGUCCAAUAAAUACCCAAGUUUGUCAUGAAAUAAGUGAUUUAAAGUUGCUUGAUGUGUUUGUUGAUACAAAAAAUAAAGUAAUAAGCAACAGUAACUUAGAUAUGAGUGAAGAUGAUGAUGAUUGGUUAGAUGUAAGCCCAGAACAAAUCAAUAACAUCCUUAAUACUAGAUACGGCGAAUCAGAUAAUAUGGAUGAAAGUAAAUUAAAACCAUCAAAUCAGAUUACAUCAACACUAGCUGACUUUCUUAAAACAACUUCUGAUUUUGAGGGAAUUGAAAGACCAGUUGAAGAUUUAGAUGAUGAAAAUGAUAAAAUAGAAUUUGAUACUGAAGAAUUUGCAGAUUGUAUAAAUAGGUUUUUAAAUAUAGUAACAUCAGAUACAAAAGUUGAUAGUGAUUUUAGUGAUGACUUCAGUGAUGAAGAUAUUAGUCAAGAUAUUGAUGACGAAGUUCUUUCAAGAUUAAAAACGAACCUAAAAAGUGAUAAUGAUUCAAUAGUAGAGAAUUUCGUUGAUAGUAUGAAGGAGGAGGGUAUAACUGGGCCAACGAGCAAUGUAUUGAAAACAAUCGGAAUUAAUAAAAUGGAUUUAUUAGACUCUGACGAUGAUGAAUAAAACUUUAUCACUUACAACUAAGUGUCUUGUUUACAAAUCAAAAACCCACAUAAUAUUAAGAACAAAAAUCCAGAACUCCCAAGUACCCUUUCCGAUUUGAUGAAAAAUUUUCUGAAAAAAAAAAACUAUAAGUGUGCAUGCAUUCCUCCAGCAACAACCAAUGUUUCUCCAGUCAUAUAUGCAGCAUCAUCUGAUACUAGAAAAGCUACGGCCCCAGCGAUUUCAUCUGUUUUCCCAAACCUUUUCAAAGGCACAUUAGACAAAGACUUCUCUUUUCCUAUGUCUGAAGAUGUUAUCUGAAAUGCAAAUAUGUUUGUUUUAGCAUGAUUUUGCAAAGGCAACUUUGGUUUUAUCUGCAGUCUACGAGGUCAAGAAGUAGAGACACCGAUAUAUCUAGAGAAAUAAAAAGACUUAGGGAUUUU
Messenger RNA from Leptidea sinapis, 2258 nucleotides. It is a transcript of the gene ecd, whose product is annotated as protein ecdysoneless homolog. Bases 178 to 1836 code for a protein of 552 amino acids. The transcript has 3 exons. Gene Ontology annotation, cellular component: nucleus. Lineage: Eukaryota; Metazoa; Arthropoda; Insecta; Lepidoptera; Pieridae. The record is from RefSeq and is a predicted model, not a curated record.